Molecule: messenger RNA, 6243 nt
Organism: Closterium sp. Naga37s-1
Lineage: Eukaryota; Viridiplantae; Streptophyta; Zygnematophyceae; Desmidiales; Closteriaceae
Source: the annotation of a GenBank genome assembly
AUGAAGUAUUUCGAAGACCAGGUGGUGGCGGGGGAGUGGGAGGAGGUGGAGCGCUACCUCGCGGGCUUCACCAAAGUCGACGACAAUCGCUACUCCAUGAAGAUAUUUUUCGAGAUCAGGAAGCAGAAAUACCUCGAGGCGCUGGACAAGCAAGAUCGAGCCAAGGCUGUAGAGAUCCUGGUGAAGGACCUCAAGGUUUUCGCGUCGUUUAACGAGGAGCUCUAUAAGGAGAUCACUCAGCUACUGACCUUGGACAAUUUCCGCGAGAACGAGCAGCUGAGCAAGUACGGCGACACCAAGUCGGCGCGCAACAUCAUGCUGCUGGAGCUGAAGAAGCUGAUCGAGGCCAACCCGCUCUUCCGCGACAAGCUGCAGUUCCCCAACCUCAAGAACUCGCGCCUGCGCACGCUCAUCAACCAGAGUCUCAACUGGCAGCACCAGCUGUGCAAGAACCCGCGCCCCAACCCCGACAUCAAGACCCUCUUUGUGGACCACACCUGUGGGCCCGCGCCCAACGGGGGACGCACACAGCCGCAGCAGCCUGCUCCGCCCAACUCGCUUCUCUCCGCCGUUCAGCAGCAGCAGCAGCAGCAGCAGCAACAGCAGCAGCAACAGCAGCAGCAGCAGCCGCCCAAGGCCCAUCCGUUUCCCCUGGGGCCCGUUGGCGUGGGCGUGGGCGUGGGCGGGCAUGCGCAGCCACUGCAGCCCUUUCAGCCCGGGGGGCCGUCCGCCUCCGCCCUGGCGGGGUGGAUGGGCGGACAGCCGCCUGCAGCUGCGCCUCCCCCCCACGCCGUUGUGCCGCCGCCCCCUGCCAACCUGCCGCCAGGACCCAACCCAGCGAUGCUGAAGCGGCCGCGCACACCGCCAGGCAACCCAGUGGCGGUGGAGUAUCCGGGCACAGGGGACUCGGACAUGGUGCUCAAGCGCCCCAGAGGUGGCAUGGACGAGGUCUACGGUCAAGUCCCGCCCAAUCAGCAGCCGCCACCUGUCCCAGGAGCAAUCCCAGGCCCACCAGUACCAGCAAUAGGAGGCAACGUAGCAGGGGCAGGCCUAGGGAGUGCCGUGACUGCCGCCGCCGCCGCAGCAGCUGCAGCAGCGGCAGCGGCAGCAGCAGGGGGACAGGGGCCAGUGGCGCUAGGAGCAGGGGUGGGGUCGGGGGGCGGGUAUGCAGUGGAGGAUCUGCCUAAGACGAUUGCAAGGAACCUGAACCAGGGCUCGUGUGUCAUGACCAUGGACUUCCACCCCUACCAGCCCACGCUGCUGCUCGUGGGCAGCAACACGGGGGACGUGGCCAUAUGGGAGGUGGGGUCACGAGAGAAGGUGGUGGACCGCCCGUUCAAGCUCUGGGACCCGCAGCAGUGCUCGCCUCAAUUCCAGACGCUAUGGAUGAAGGAUCAAACCAUCGCUGUGAAUCGUGUCAUCUGGGAGCCUAACGGACAACUCUUUGGAGCGGCGUUCUCAAAGCACAUGGUGCACAUCUACACGUAUCAGAACCCAAGCAGCAUGGGGCAGCAUCUCGAGAUCGAUGCGCAUGUGGGUGGAGUGAACGACCUGGCCUUCUCUCACCCCAAUAAGCAGCUCUGCAUCAUCACAUGCGGCGAUGAUAAAACCAUCAAGGUGUGGGAGGCGAGCAGUGGGCGCAAGCUGUACACGUUUGAGGGCCAUGAGGCACCCGUCUACUCCGUGUGCCCGCACCACAAGGAGAACAUUCAGUUCAUAUUCUCGACGGCCAUAGACGGCAAGAUCAAGGCGUGGCUGUACGACCAUUUGGGGUCGAGAGUGGACUAUGAUGCCCCAGGGAAGUGGUGCAGCACCAUGGGGUACUCGGCUGAUGGCACACGUCUCUUCUCCUGUGGCACGAGCAAGGAGGGCGAGACGUCGCUGGUGGAGUGGAACGAGAGUGAGGGUGCCAUCAAGCGCAGCUACCUGGGCUUCCGCAAGCGCUCGCUGGGCGUGGUGCAGUUUGACACCACGCGCAACCGCUUCCUGGUCGCCGGUGACGAGUACCUCAUCAAGUUCUGGGACAUGGACAACACUUCUGUCCUUUGCACGCUCGACGCUGAUGGUGGCCUGCCGGCGAGUCCGAGGGUGAGGUUCAACAGGGAGGGCUCCCUGCUGGCGGUGACAGCAGCGGACAACUCGGUGAAGAUCCUUGCCAACGACAUGGGCCUGCGCCUCCUGCGCAACCUCGAGGCCGCCGCUGCCACCGCUGCAGCCGCUGCCGCUGCCGCCGCGGCUGCUGCAGCGGCCCAGAGGCCUGUGGACACCAAGCCGCCACCACCCGCCCUGCCCCAGCCUCCAUCACAGCAGCAGCAGCAGCAGGCUGUGCAGGCAGCAGCAGCUGCAGCCGCCGCCGCUGCCGCCGCCGCCGCUGCUCAGGCGUCUCAGCAACCUCCCCCUUCCCAGGCGCCAUCUCAGCAACAGCAGCAGCAGCAGCUUCAACAACAGCAGCAGCAGCUGCAGCAGCAACAGCAACAGCAGCAGCAACAACAGCAACAGCAGCAGCAACAACAGCAGCAACAACAACAGCAGCAGCAGCAACAGCAGCAGCAGCAACAACAACAACAGCAGCAACAGCAGCAGCAGCAGCAGCAGCAGCAGUUGGAUCGCUCAUCCCCUGCUUCCGCUCUUACUGCUUCGAGGCUGCAGGAGGACGGGCCAGACAAGAAGGGAUGGAAGCUUACUGAGUUCUCGGAGCCCUCACAGGUCCGGGCCGCCCGCCUGCCGGACAGUCUGCCGCCCAGCAAGGUGCUGCGUCUCAUCUACACCAAUUCAGGCGUGGCACUGCUGGCGCUGUCUGCCAAUGCCGUGCACAAGCUGUGGAAGUGGCAGCGCUCCGACCGCAACACCAAAGGACUGGCCACUGCGAGCUCUGUCCCGCAGCUGUGGCAGCCGGCGAGCGGCAUCAUGAUGACGAACGACACGGGCGAUGUGAGCUCGGACGACCGGGAGGGAGCGCACCCGGUGGCGUGCAUAGCGCUGUCCAAGAACGACUCGUAUGUCAUGUCCGCCUCGGGGGGCAAGGUGUCUCUCUUCAACAUGCUCACCUUCAAGGUGAUGACGACGUUCAUGGCGCCGCCCCCAGCAGCCACCUUCCUGGCGUUCCACCCACAGGACAACAACAUAAUCGCCAUUGGCAUGGACGACGCCACCAUCCAGAUCUACAACGUGCGGCUUGAUGAGGUGAAGAGCAAGCUGAAGGGGCACAGCAAGCGCAUCACAGGGCUUGCCUUCUCCAACGCCCUCAACAGCCUCGUCUCCUCCGGGGCUGACUCGCAGCUCUUCCUCUGGAGCACGGAUGGGUGGGAGAAGCGGAAAUCGCGCCCGCUGGCCCUGCCGUCCCGCUCGUCCCCGACGCAGCAGGCGGACACGAGGGUGCAGUUCCACAACGACCAGCAGCGCCUGCUGGUGGUGCACGAGUCGCAGCUCGCCAUCUACGACGCCGCCAAGCUCGACCGCCUGCGCCAGUGGCUGCCCCGCGACCUCGGCCCACUCUCCGCGCCCAUCACUGCCGCUGCCUAUUCGUGUGACUCGUCGCUCGUGCUCGCUGCGUUCGCGGAUGCCACUGUCUGUGUGUUUGACGGGGAUAGCCUUCGGCCACGGUGCCGCGUUGCUCCUUCGGCAUAUGCGCCGUCUGUCGGCCCGGGUCUUGUGGUACCAAUGGUGGUGGCCGCGCACCCGCAAGAUCCAAACCAGUUCGCUUUGGGUCUAAGUGACGGUUCAGUGCAUGUACUAGAGCCUUCUGAUCCGGAUGGCAAGUGGGGCCCACCCCUCCCUGCUGAAAAUGGUUCUGGGGCGGGUGCUAUGUCGACAGGUGGGGGAAGUGGAGGGGUCAUGGAUCCGUACAAGUUCAAGAAAGAGCCGCAGGAAGGAAAGAUAUUUGUCUUGUUCCUGCAGCCGCGACAGAUUCGGUUCUGCGGCCCGGACGAGCUGGACAGGUUCGAGGGCGAGGCUCGGGAAAAGGCGAUCGCGCGCAGCCGGCGCAGCAGCUGCCUGCCCGACUACAAGGGCGCGCUCGACGCGUGCCUGGCGCAAGAGGCACGGCUGAGGAAGAAGGAAAGGGAGGAGGAGCAAGAGGUGGAGGAUGAGGAGGAGGAGCGAGAGGAGGAGACGGAGAAGGAAGCACAGGUGGAGAAAGGGAGAGAGGCGGGUGCAAGUGGGCAGAGCGGCAAGAAGAGGAGAAAGGCAGGGGAGGAAAUCGAGGCUGACGUUGCACGGCCAGAAGCUGACGUUGCAGAGGUUGGGCCGGAGGCAGCAGUGACAGGAGAGGGGGAAGCCGCAGGAGCGGCGGGAGAGGGGCUGGUUGCAGAUGGGAAGGACACGGGAGGAGUGACGAGGGGAAAAGGGGGAGAGGAUUUGCACUCGCGUGCUAGGGCGGUGGCGGAGGCGGGGAACAAGGAGCAAGAGGAGCGUGAGAAGAGAGAACGGACGGAUGGAGAUGCAGACGGUCGAGUGGAGGAGAGAGCAGAAGGACGAGCGGAGGGGCGAGCGGAGGGACGAGCGGAGGGACGAGCGGAGGGACGAGCGGAAGGACGAGCGGAAGGACAGGCAGAGGGAGGAGCAGAGGGAGAGGCAGAGGAAACAGCAGGAGUCUUGAGCAAGGGAGCAUCGUUGGGGACGGAGAGGGCGGACACAGGCAGCCGAGAGAUACAAGCCGGUGUUGGACUAGAAGUUCAGUCAACCCCUCCUGGAGGGAGGGAGAGGCGGGCAGCUGCUCGGCGCGCUGCUUCUGCCCUGGCUGCUUCUUCUGGGGGCAAAGGCAGGGCGGGGAGGGGGGAGAGGGAGCAGGGGGAGAAAGGGGAGAAGGGGGAGAAGGGGGAGAAGGCGGAGAAAGGGGAGAAGGGGGAGAAGGGGGAGAAGGCGGAGAAGGGGGAGAAGGCGGAGAAGGGGGAGAAGGCGGAGAAGGGGGAGAAGGCGGAGAAAAGGGAGAAGGCGGGGGAGAAGGAGAAGGGGAAGGGGAAGGGGAAGGGUGGAGCAGUAGCUGGCGAGAUGGACGAGGACAUGAAGGUGGUAAUGGUCGGGAAGGGGAAGCAAAAGGGUACGGUCGAAGCAGCAAGGGCAGGAAGAGUAGUGACAAGAGCUCGAGAUAAGGAGGCGGCUGAUAUAAGAGAAGCAGAUGAAACGGCAGCAGAUGACAGAGCAGCAGCAGUGGAGGAGGAGGAGCAGGAGGAGGAAGAAGAGCAGCAGGAGGAGCAGCCGGAUGAGGAGCAGGAAGACGGUGAAGUAGAGGAGGUGGGGAGAGCAGUUGGAAAAGGGGUUAAGGCUAAGAAGGGCGGGGCUGUGGCGGAGCGGAGGAGCACACGGGCUAGUAAGAGAGAGGAGGAGGGAGGUGUGGCUGAGACGGAGAAGGGAGGCGCGAAGGGAGGCGCGAAGGGAAGUGCGAAGGGGAGCGCGAAGGGGAGCGAGCGAAGGGCGAGUGUGGCGAGAGGGAAGGGCGAGAAGGGUGGGGUGGUGGAGAGGGAGAAGGGUGGAAAGAAGGAGCGUGAGAGAAGGGCGAGUGUGGUGAGGGGAAACGGGGAUAAGGGGAGAGGGAGGGGAAAGGGUGGGAAGAAAGGCAGAGGGAGGGAGGAAGACGAAGAGGAGGGGGGUGCGGAAGAGGAGGGUGGAGAAGGAAUGGAGGUGGAAGAAGGGGAGGUUGUGGGUGAAGGUGAAGUGGAGGGAGGGGAGGAGGGAGGGGAGGAGGAAGGGGAGGAGCGAGCACAAGUGGAGGGAGAGGAAGGAGGGGCGGAGGGAGGGGAUGCAGAAGAGGAGGAAGACGAGAAUGUGGAUGAGAAUGGUUCUGAGGCGGAGAGUGAGGAGGAGGAGAGUGAGGAGGAAGAAGAGGAGGAGUAUGUACCCACGUCACAGAAGGCCAAGAGGCUUCGUGAAGAGGGAGGGGAAGUCAAGCAUAAGCAGCAAUCUGUCGCCGCACCUCGUCCCAAACCUGCUCCCAAGCCUCCCAAGGCAGCGCUCAAGGCUCUUGCCAAGCCUCGCGGCCAGGCUCGGUCCACUGCUGCUGCUGCUGCAGCUGCUGCUGGGGCUUUCAUUGUAGAGGGUAGACCCACCGUUGCAGCACCCAAGGGGAGGAAAGCGGAGAAGAGGAGGAAAGGGAAGGAGGCGGAGGGGGAGAGAGAGGCGGAGGCGGAUGACAUAGUCCAGGCUGGCAGUGCAGAGGACGUGGAGGAAGCGGCAUUUAGGUGGAUGGAGGGGUAUGAGUUCAACCGCACCCAUGCCACAGCUCAGCUGCUCAAGCUGCUAUUCCAG